CGCGCGGCUCUGCGCAUGCGCGGAGCCAGGAGAGUGGGCGGCGCAGGGCCCCGGCGGCGGUGGCGGCGGCGGCGGCGCGGAAGGCCCGGCAGGACAAUGGCGGCGGCGGCGGCGAGUCCCGUGCCCGGAGCGGCGGCGGCGGCGGCCGCCGGGGGGGGCCCGGGGGCCGGCGGCGGGCCCGGCUCGGCCGGCGCCGCCUCCGUCUCGUCGUCCUCCUCCUCCUCCGCCGGCCCCUUGUCGGUGUCGCGCCGCAAGGACGGGGGCCCCGCCGGCAAGUUCUGGGAGAGCCCCGAGACCGCCUCGCAGCUGGACGCCGCGCGCGCCUGGCUCGGCAAGCACUACAAGAAGUAUGUCCAGGCAGACGCUCCCACCAGUAAGACGCUGGCUGGGCUGGUGGCGCAGUUGCUGCAGUUUCAGGAAGAUGCCUUUGGGAAGCACGUUGCCAACCCUGCCUUCACCAAAUUUCCUGCAAAGUGCUUCAUGGAUUUCAAAGCUGGAGGAACGCUGUGUUACAUUCUUGGUGCUGCUUACAAGUAUAAGAACGAACAAGGAUGGCGGAGAUUUGACUUGCAGAACCCUUCCCGGAUGGAUCGAAACGUAGAAAUGUUUAUGAACAUUGAAAAAACAUUAGUACAGAAUAACUGUCUGAGCAGACCAACCAUCUACCUCAUUCCAGAUACUGAGCUGAAGUUAGCUAACAAGCUAAAGGACAUUGUCAAACGUCAUCAGGGUACUGUCACGGAUGACAAGUCAAAAGCCACCCAUCAUAUAUAUCCUGUCCCUACCUCACUGGAUGAAGAGGAGUGGCUGAGACCAGUGAUGAAAAAAGACAAGCAGGUCCUUGUGCAUUGGGGUUGUUACCCAGACAGCUAUGACACCUGGGUUCAUGCCACUGAAAUAGACGCGGAAAUUGAAGACCCUCCAAUUCCCGAAAAGCCAUGGAAGGUCCAUGCCAGAUGGAUCCUGGACAUGGAUGUGUUCAACGAAUGGAUGAACGAAGAAGAUUAUGAGGUGGAUGAGAACAAGAAGCCGGUCAGCUUCCGCCAGCGGAUCUACUUGAGAAAUGAAGAACCGGUCCGCAGCCCUGAGCGGCGAGAGAGGAAGGCAGCUGCCGGUGCCCGGAAGAGAAAGGCCUCUCCUUCGCCCCCACCUCCUCCCACCCCUGUGGAAUCCAGGAAGAAAGUGGGGAAAAAGGGACAGACAAGCCUAUAUGGGAAAAGGCGAGGGCAAAAGGAGGACGAUGACCAGGAUGACCUUACCAAGGACAUGGAGGAUCCCACCCCAGUGCCUAACAUCGAAGAGGUGGCACUUCCUAAAAACGUCAACCCAAAGAAAGACAGUGAAAACACUCCAGUGAAAGGAGGGACGGUGGCAGAUCUUGAUGAGCAGGAUGAGGAGACAAUGACGACCGGAGGAAAGGAAGAUGAAGAUCCCAACAAAGGUGACCAGGGCCGUUCCCUUGAUUCAGGAGAAGACAACGUCACAGAACAGACUAACCACAUUAUUAUCCCCAGCUAUGCAUCCUGGUUCGACUACAAUUGCAUUCAUGUGAUCGAACGCCGUGCUCUUCCAGAAUUCUUCAACGGGAAAAACAAAUCUAAGACCCCAGAAAUAUACUUGGCUUACCGUAAUUUCAUGAUCGACACCUAUCGCUUAAACCCUCAGGAGUACUUGACCAGCACUGCCUGCCGAAGAAACUUGACCGGGGAUGUUUGUGCUGUGAUGAGGGUACACGCCUUUCUGGAGCAGUGGGGGCUUAUUAACUACCAAGUGGAUCCAGAGAGCCGGCCCAUGGCCAUGGGGCCUCCCCCCACCCCCCACUUCAACGUGCUGGCUGACACCCCCUCCGGACUCAUGCCGCUCCACCUGCGGACCCCCCAGAUUCCAGCUUCCCAGCAGAUGCUGAACUUUCCCGAAAAAAACAAGGAGAAACCUACAGAUCUGCAGAAUUUUGGGCUUCGCACAGACAUCUACUCAAAGAAAACAUUAGCAAAGAGCAAAAGUGCUAGUGCUGGGCGAGAAUGGACAGAACAAGAGACUCUGCUUCUGCUGGAGGCUUUGGAGAUGUACAAGGAUGACUGGAAUAAAGUCUCUGAGCAUGUGGGGAGCCGAACCCAGGACGAGUGCAUCCUCCAUUUCCUGAGACUUCCCAUUGAGGACCCGUACCUGGAGAACUCCGAUGCCUCCCUGGGCCCUUUGGCUUACCAGCCAGUCCCUUUCAGUCAGUCUGGAAAUCCCGUGAUGAGCACUGUGGCGUUCCUGGCAUCGGUCGUGGACCCCCGGGUGGCUUCAGCGGCAGCCAAAGCAGCCUUAGAGGAAUUCUCCCGAGUCCGAGAGGAAGUACCCCUGGAGCUGGUUGAGGCUCACAUCAAGAAGGUGCAAGAGGCAGCCCGGGUCUCUGGGAAGGUGGACCCCACCUAUGGGCUGGAGAGCAGCUGCAUUGCCGGAACAACCCCCGAUGAGCCAGAGAAGCUCGAUGGAGCUGAAGAAGAGAAGAUGGACACCGACACAGAUGGAACACAGGCAGAAAGGGUUAAGGUAGAAAGCAAAGGAGAGAAUGACAUAGAUGGAAACAAGCUUCAGGAAGGAGAAGAGGAGAGAAUUGCAGAAAAGGAGCAAGAUGGUGAUGUCCCUCAGGAUUCCAAACACAAUGAGAAGGAGGCCGAAGAGAACAAGGAGAACUUUGAUGUUUGCAAAGACAAGGACGGCAGCGCUGGAACGAGGAGAGCGGAGCACGAGAUCUCGGAAGGGAACGUUGCGACGGCUGCAGCUGCUGCUCUUGCGUCGGCCGCCACCAAAGCCAAGCAUCUGGCGGCAGUUGAGGAAAGGAAGAUCAAGUCUUUGGUAGCCCUCCUAGUGGAAACACAAAUGAAGAAGCUGGAGAUCAAACUGCGCCAUUUUGAAGAGCUGGAAACCAUCAUGGAUAGAGAGAAGGAGGCGCUGGAGCAGCAACGGCAACAGCUGCUGACGGAGCGUCAGAACUUCCACAUGGAGCAGCUGAAGUACGCCGAAUUACGAGCCCGCCAGCAGCUGGAACAGCAGCAGCAGCAGCAGCAGCAGAGCCAGAAUGCCCAGCAGUCGCACCAGCAUCCCAGCGGCCCGGGCAUGAACCCCCUCGGGACAGCCAAUCACCCCGGCUUGACAUCUCACCAGCAACCUCCCCCGUAUCCCAUGAUGCAUCACCAGAUGCCCCCGCCUCACCCCCCUCAGCCAGGUCCAAUCCUAGGGCAGGGCUCCAUGAUGCCUGGACAGGCCCUGCCAGGCCGGAUAAUGCCAGCUGGAACCACCAAUGCCCAGUCAGCUGGGAGCACCGGUGUCCCUCCCUCUGGGGCAGCACCCAUGGCAGGAAACAUCGUGGGGCCCCGGGGGCCACUGGCGUCUCCAAACGGCUUGUAUCCCCCGCCGCCUCAGCAGCCGCCGCCUCCGGCCGACAGGGCCACGCCGCCACCUCCUGCGGGAGCUCUCCCGGCCUCCACAGCCCCCUGAGAGGGUCGCCAGCCAGGAGCUUCUCAAGCUGUGACAGUAGCAACCAAAACCCCCCUUCCUCUGUGCUCUGCUCCUUGCUUUCCCGACCCCUCUUCCCUCUGUGCACGGCCCGGCCCACAGCUCCCGCAGCCUUGGGGACCCUUCGGGCUUCGCUUCCCGGCCUGGGGCCACCCCGCUUCAUCUUGGCGCUUCGUGCUCCUGGCCCCCGAGGGCUGCCAGCUUCACCGAAAGAGCUGAACAUAAAUGGGGGUCUGCCGUGGGUUGGGGGCCGGGUCUGUGGGUCGGACCGAGCACCAAGAGGGCCCGGCUCUGUCACGUGAACAGGAGGGGAGAAAGGAAGGGAGGAGGGUUCCCCCAUGGCUUAAGAGUUGGGGCUAAAGCUGACCAAGGGACCAUUCUCCGGAAGGGUGGCCAAGCCCCGGAGCUGCCUGGAAACUUUUGGAGAGCGAAGACCGACCUCUCCUUCGGGAGCCGAGCCAGUUGGCCUGAGCUCUCCAGAGCACGCUCCUUACUCCUUCACACCUUCUCAGUGGGCUAGGGGAGCACACCCAUUCUGCCCCCCACUUUUUUUUUCUGAAAAAUGUCAGUGCAGCAGUCAAGGGGGACAUCCAUCUCCUUCCCUUCCCCCAUCACCGCCUUUCCGUGGCUUCCUCCCCUGCAGGCCAGCCGCUCAGCCUCCUCGUUCACACCAUCGUCAUCGCAAAGCAGGGCCAGGUGUGGCACUCAGAACUACCUCUUACAAACAGCUGAACUGGGGGGGCAAGAAGCAAGGACGCUGGGGAGCUCCGUGGGGUUGGGAAACCGCCCUCCUCCCCGUCUUCCUCAGGAGCCCCCCGCCCUUUUGCCCCCGAGCCCCUGCUUCCUUCCCUUCGACCCGCUGCGGGACUUACCUGGGCUCAGCAGUGAGAAGGGGUGCCCGCCAGCCUUGCAUCCAGCCCGGCCCCAGCAGCCCCCGCUUUCUUCCUGGCCUCGGCUUCAGCUGCGCCGGCCUUGCCAGAGGGACCGGGAUGCCGAUCCAGGAUGCCACACCGGCCCUGCCCCUGCACUCAUGGGAGCCUUGCGUCCUCCCGAGCACACCGUGUUUGAGAGGGAGUUUUCCCACCCGCAGGAGCAAAGGCUGUCCCAGAAGAAGGCUCAGUUUUUCUCCCUCCUCUUCAGAGCUGGGGGGGUGCGCCAGAAUCAGCCUUGCCCCUCCAGGAGCAAGGAAGGCAGUGGUUGGGCCUCUCUGCUGAGCCUUGGUCCUGUUGCUGAGGGCAGCCAGGAGGGGGUGGCACGCUUCUGCCCCUUGUCGGUGAAUGCCUGGUCCUCUCCCCAAAUGCCCAUUUGGAAGGGAAGCCCUCCCCCCCACCCCCCACCCUCAUUGCCUUUGGAGCACCACGGGAUUGCAAUUCUGAACAUGGUCCUUUUAGACUGACCACCUCAGGCUCUUUUUAGGAAGAUCUUUGAUUGUAAAGGCUCUAAAUGGAGAACUUUCUCUCUCUCUCUUUUUUUUUUACUCUACUAUUGACUGGAUCCUGCAGUGUAUGUGUGAUGAAUUAUUAACACAAUUGUGUUUCUGUACACAUGAGAAACAGGAGAUGUCUUUUGUCUGGCGUUUCUCUCCAGUCAGGUCCUGUAUCUGGGAGGGGGGGAGACGUUUGUUCCUGCAGCACAACUUCUCGAUUUUGUGAAAAAAUAAAAAAAAUAAAAUGUGGGUUUUUUUAAGCAAC
Molecule: messenger RNA, 5195 nt
Organism: Candoia aspera
Lineage: Eukaryota; Metazoa; Chordata; Lepidosauria; Squamata; Candoiidae
Gene: SMARCC1
Product: SWI/SNF related, matrix associated, actin dependent regulator of chromatin subfamily c member 1
Exons: 28
Coding region: 16-3486 (1156 amino acids)
Biological process (GO): positive regulation of DNA-templated transcription
Cellular component (GO): SWI/SNF complex; npBAF complex; nBAF complex
Molecular function (GO): nucleosomal DNA binding; histone binding
Source: RefSeq, a predicted model, not a curated record